Molecule: messenger RNA, 1369 nt
Organism: Coccinella septempunctata (seven-spotted ladybird)
Lineage: Eukaryota; Metazoa; Arthropoda; Insecta; Coleoptera; Coccinellidae
Product: methionyl-tRNA formyltransferase, mitochondrial
Exons: 4
Coding region: 92-1129 (345 amino acids)
Biological process (GO): conversion of methionyl-tRNA to N-formyl-methionyl-tRNA; biosynthetic process
Cellular component (GO): mitochondrion
Molecular function (GO): methionyl-tRNA formyltransferase activity
Source: RefSeq, a predicted model, not a curated record
AGUAGAUCUUUUAUUCUGUCUGUCGUAACGUAACCUCAAUAGCCGAACCCAUACAAAGCAAUGAAUCGAAUCUUAAUAAGGCCCAUACACAAUGAUUAAUAAAAAGAAAUCAAUUUUUUACUUAACCAAGUUAUUUCAAGAACCUAUACUUCCGAUACAAAAAACUCCAAAACGUUCUUCCUCAGGAGAUGGAUAUAAACCACCUUGGAAAAUUCUGUUUUUUGGCGCAGAUAACUUUUCACUAUUCAGUUUAUCUGCUUUGCUGAACGAAUAUAGAAAGGGCGAGACAAUAAAUAAGUUGGAAGUAUGUACAUCGGUAAAGAAAAUAAAAAACGAUGUUUACAAAUUUGCCGAAAAAGAAAACUUGAGAAUACGGCAGUGGCCACCUGAUUUAAGUCAAAAUGAAUUUGAUACAGGAUUAGUUGUAUCUUUCGGUCAUCUUAUCCCAAGAAAUGUCAUCGAAAGAUUUCCACUAGGAAUGAUAAAUGUACAUGCCAGCUUAUUGCCUCAAUGGAGAGGAGCUGCUCCCAUUAUUUACUGUCUGGCUAAUGGAGAGAAUGUUACGGGUAUAUCAGUUAUGAAAAUUGAGCCUUUGAAAUUUGAUGUAGGCAAAAUAUUGUCUCAAAACUCUUUCAAUAUACCUGAUGAUAUGUAUAUGCCUGAAUUGAGUAAUGCAUUGGGUGCUCUUGGAGCCAAAGAAUUGAUAAAUUGUCUGAAAGAUUUACCAAACAGAUUGAUUAAUGCUAAACCACAAUCUGAAAAUGGCAUUUCUUAUGCACCAAAGGUUAACCCAUCUUUUGCACAAAUUGAUUGGAAGAACAUGACGUCUAUAAAAAUAUUCAAUUUAGAAAGAGCUCUUCGUGGAUUUUUACCUCUCACAUCAACUUGGAAAGGAGAAAUCGUCAAGUUUUUCAAUGUUCAUAAGUGUCAAGAUGGAUCUGUUAUUCAAAUCAAACCAGGGUUCAUAAUUUAUGACGAUGAAUUGAGAGUUCUAAAAGUGUGUUGUGCAGAUAAUAAAUAUGUAACUAUUGAGAAAGUUCAAAUUUUCCAGAAAAAAGUAAUGUCAGCUAAGGAUUUCAAUAAUGGUUAUUUGAAGAAAACACCAUUAGAGAAAAGAUACUUUCUUUGAGGUGCAAUUCUUCACUCCAUAUAUUGGAAAAUUCCAAACACAGUAACGAAAAAUGUUUACAUACAGUCAAGAAGUGUUAUAUUAUGUUUGAAAGAAUUGUUGUUCUAUGAUCUAUGCUAGCACCUGUAACUCGAGAAAUUGUAGGUGGAUGUGUUUGAGAUUUCCAACACUCGAUGAAUUUCAGAAUGUAGUUAUACUUACCAUCUGUGAAAAUGAAGUAAAGUUUUAGAUCCUGUUUUC